GCACAGUGAUGUGGGGCAGCACCAUCGGGAGCUUUGCCUUUCAGACAUGGACACGGAGAGAGAGGCCCUGCUGGCCAACGCCUACCCCGAAGUACAAGCCUUCUGCCAGAAGCACGGCCUGAUGUUUGAGGUUGUUGAUCUGAGGUGGGGUAUUCAGGACACGGAGGCCCCGGACCACACGAUGACUGAACUCUGCCUGGAGGAACUCAGCCGGUGUCAGGAGACAUCCAUAGGGCCAACUUUCAUUGCCCUGCUGGGUGACCGCUAUGGCCCCUGUCCUGUCCCUGGGCUGAUCAAGGAGCAGGAGUGGGAGGCGCUGAGGGCCCCGCUGACUGCUAGGCCUCAAGACCUGGAGCUGGUGGCUCGGCGCUUCCAGAGGGAUGAGAAUGCUGUGCCCCCCACCUACGUGCUGCAGGAACCGGAUGUUGGGGAGGCCCAUGGGCCUGAGGAGGCCUCCCUGACCUCUGUCCUUCGUGGGGGUGCACAGGAGGCCUGGAGGCUGGGCCUCCUCAACCAGGAGCAGUGGCAUCGCUACCAUCGCUCAGUCCUCGAGUGGGAGCUGGACAGCGGGGUGCUGCGCCCUGGGGCGGCGCAGGGGGCCACCGUGUUCCUGCGUGAGAUCUCGGACCUCCACAAACACAUCCUGGACCACUGCGCGCUACAGGCGGUGGACCGCCUGCCCGACGGCUGCCUGGACACUGACGCCCAGAGCCUUCUCCACCGCCUCAAGGGGCGCCUGGCGGAGGCGCACCCCGAAGUCGUCAAGGCCCAUCCCGUGCCGUGGAGCCGGGACCUGCUGAACCCGAAGAACAAGGCGCACGCGCGCUACCUCCGGGAGCUCAGCGAGCAGUUCGUGGCCAGGGCCCAUCACCAGAUCCUGGAGGGGCUGCGGGAGCGGGACGCCGCCCCGCUCCCCCUGGCCUGGCUCUACCAGGAGCUGCACCACCACCUGCGCCAGGGCGCCGAGGCCGCCGCCACCUUCUGCGGCCGCCUGGACCUGCUAGCCCGGCUGGGGCGGCGGCUGCGGGCCGACGAUGGGCGGCCCCACGCGCCCCUUGUGCUGUUUGGGUCCCCGGGCGUGGGGAAGACCGCCCUGCUGUGCAAGCUGGCAGGGGACACGGCGGGGCUGUUGGGGCGCAGGACGGUCACCGCGCUGCGGGUGCUGGGGUCGUCCGGGAGGAGCAUGGACGCCUGCCAGCUCGUCCAGUCCCUGGCCUUCCAGGUGUGCCUGGCCUUCGGGCUGCCCCCGCCACCCGCCCAGGUCCUGGCCCGGCGCAGCUGCCUGGUGCAGUUUCUUCACGCACUGCUCCACACCGUGGCGCGGAGAAACUGCGAGUCCUUGGUGCUCAUCCUGGAUAACGUCGACGGCCUGGACACGAUCGGCCCUUCUGGGGGGCUCCCCUGGCUGCCCGCCCGCUGUCCCCCCAGAGUGCACCUCAUCCUGUCUGUCUGCUCGGGGCAGCACGGCGUUCUGGACACCCUGCGGCGGACGCUGCGAGACCCCGACGUCUUCUUCGAGGUGCCUCCGCUGACUGCCAGCCAGGGGCAGGACAUGGUGGGGCGGCUGCUGGCGGCCGCCGGGAGGACGCUGAGCCCCGUGCAGAGGGCCGCGCUCUGGGCCUGCCUCCCGGAGUGCGGCCACCCCUGGCGGCUGAGGCUGGCCUUCGAGGAGGCCCGCAGGUGGGCCUCCUUCACCGUGCCCGCUCCCCUGGCCGCCACCGCCCCCGAGGCCGCACACCAGCUCUGCCGCCGCCUGGAGGACACGCACGGCCAGCUCCUGGUGGCCCACGUCCUGGGCUACCUCGCUGCGUCCCGGUAUGGCCUCUCUGAAGCCGAGCUGAAGGAUGUGCUGUCCCUGGAUGAGGUUGUGCUGUGCCAUGUGUACCAGGCCUGGACGCCACCCAGCCGCCAGGUGCUGCGCUUCCCACCAUUGCUCUGGGUGCGGCUGCGGCGAGACCUGGGCCACUGCCUGGCCAGGCGGCCCACAGAUGGCUGCACCCUCCUCGCCAUUGCCCACAGGCAGCUGGCUGAGGUGGUGGCAGUGCGCUACUUGUCAGGACCUGAGAAAGCCAAGAGGCACAGUGUCCUGGCAGACUUCUUCUCGGGCGCCUGGAGCCAGGGCACCAAAAAGCUCAUCACCCUGCCGCUUGUGGGGAGGCCUCUGAAUCUGGACCGCAAGGUGGCUGCUCAGCCGCUGUGGUUCUCCGACUCCGUGGCCAACGUGCGGAGGCUGCAGGAGCUGCCCCGACACCUGCUGCUCUCGGGCCGCACGCAGGAGCUGAAGCAGGACGUGCUGGGGAACAUGAGCUGGCUGGUGUGCCGGGGGCUCUCAGCGGGCCUGGAGGCCCUGCUGGAUGACUUUGACCUCUGUACCCCACAUCUCCGCUGCCCCGAGGUUAGUCUGAUCCGAGAGGCCAUCCAGCUCUGCUGCCCAGCUGUGGAGCUCCGAGGCAUGGAGAAGAGCAUCCUGUACACAGAGCUCCUGGCCCGGCUCCAUUUCUUCUCCAAGUCCCACCCCAUGUUGGUGGGGCAGCUGUGCCAGCAGGCCCAGAGCUGGCUCCGUGCAUGCCCGCACCCUGUGCUGGUACCCCUGGCCGGGUUCCUGCAGCCCCCCGGAGUACCCCUGCGGGCCACCCUCACCGGCUGUCACAAGGGCAUCACCGCCAUGGCGUGGAGCCAGGAGGAGCAGCGGCUGGUGGUUGGCACGCACGAUGGUGUGGUGGCCGUGUGGGACGUGGAGCAGCAGCACCCGGUCCACUUCCUCCCCGGGCACACAGGUGAGGUGUGGUGCGUGCAGGUGUUCGCCCAAGGGACCCGCGCCAUCUCUGCCUCAAAGGACCGCACACUGUGCCUGUGGGACUUACUGUCGGGCCACCAGCAACUUACCAUUUGGGAUGGAGGCUCAGUCAACUCCCUGACUCCUCAGACCCGGAGCCUUCACGUAGACGAAGCAAAGCGAGUUGUGUACUUAACGUCAGGGUCAAAGAUCAGUGCGUGGGGCCUGGAGACGGCAGAGCUGCUGUUCAGAAUCCUGGGCGAGGCCUCGGACCCCUGGCUGUGUGCGUCCAUGCUGGCUGCCCCCACCCGCCUGCUGACUGUCUCCUGGGCCGGUGUGGUCAGCCUGUGGAACGCGGCCUCGGGCGAGCUCCAGGGCAAGCAGCGUCUGAGCAGUGUCCAAGGAGAGACCCCCUUGUGUGCAGCAGCCCUCCACAAGCAGGGCACCGUGGUCACUGGCUUUAGCAACGGCUCUGUCUCUCUGAUAUCCACAAAGGGAGACAGAUUGCUAGAGAAGCUUCCAGAAGCUGUGAGACUGGUGGAGGUGUCUGAAGAUGGAUCUCUCCUGGCGGCAGGUUUUGGAAAAUCUGUGCGGAUCUUUCUGGCGGACUCACAGGGUUUUCACCGAUUCAUGGCUACUGAUCUGGAACAUGAGGAUGUGGUAGAGACAGCUGUUUUUGGUCCUAAGAAUAACCUGAUUGUCACUGGGUCCCGGGAUGCACUCAUUCAGGUGUGGAGCCUGUCUGAGCAGGGCGUCCUGCUGGGCCUCCUAGACGGCCUGGGGGCCCCGCUCAGCAUGCUGAUCCGGGCUGGGGCCUUGGUGGUUGGGGCCUCACCCCAGUCUUCGACAUUCAGAGCCUGGGAUGUCACCCGCAUGCGGCAGCCCAGGGCCUGUGCCCCCUUCCUGGACCGCACAGGGAUAACAGCCUUGUCCCACAAUGGAAGCUAUGUUUACUUCCCCAGCAUCGGGGACAGAAACCAAGUCACCAUCUGGGACUUGGCGGAAGGUGAGCAGCGCGGUGCACUGGAUGCAUCCAGUGAAGUGCGGUGUCUGGAGGUAGCUGAGCAAAGCAAGCUCCUGUUCACCGGCCUGGCUUCGGGGACUGUGCUGGUGUUCCCCCUGAACUCCACACAGGACGUCUUGUGCAUCCCUCCCCCCGAGGCCCGGAAAGCCGUCCACUGCAUGGCUCUGAGCAAGAAGGAGGACCGGCUGGCUGUGGCCUAUGACCACAUCAUCCUCGUCCUGAAUGUUGGCCCUGGGGACCCCUGCCCUGUGGUCGACGGGCCCACAUUCACCUUCUACACCCAGCUCCCUGAGACCAUCACUGCUGUGGCUAUCCUGGGUGACUCCCGCGUGGCCUACGGCAUGACCAACGGUGACCUGUUUCUGUACGAGUGUGCCACUUCCAAAGUGUUCCCAUUGGAGGCCCACAGGAGCAGAGUCUCGAGUGUGGAGGUCAGCCACCGGGAGCAGCUGGCUGUCAGCAGCUCUGAGGAUGGCCUGCUGUGUCUGUGGGACUUGAGGACCUGCCAGUGGAAGCUCGAGAUGAGUUACACAAGCUCCUUCAGCAGGGGCGUCCAGUGCGUGUGCUUCUCCCAAGAUGACAAGUACCUGUUCUCGGCCUGGAAGGAUGGCUCAAUUGUUGUGUGGAGAGUAUUGGACGGCACUCUGCUGACUGUCCAGUUUGUCCACGCCAUGGUGAACAGGAUCAUCCCUACCUCCAAUGGCUUCAUGGCCCCCACCAGGCAGGGCCGGCUCAUCCGGGUGCGGUUCCAGUGCCUGGCUGCCAGGGCCUCACCGCAGGAUGCCCUGCAGAACUUCCAGAAGGCUGUGUGGAUGGUGAAGACCCGGAGGAGAGAAGAGCUGGCAGCUGAUGCAGGAGCACUCCAGGACCCCGGAUCCGAGGCAGCCCUGGAAACUGAGCCAAAGUCCAACAAGAACUCCCAAGUGUGCCUGCUGCUGUAGCCAACCCCAUCCACUCCGGCUUCCUGCUGGCUCCCUGAAGACCAGGCUCAUGGACUUUCCUACCAGGGCUGGCUUUGAACUGGGAUCCUCAGAUCUCAGCCCC
Perognathus longimembris pacificus (Pacific pocket mouse) is the source of this 4844-nucleotide messenger RNA. It is a transcript of the gene Nwd1, whose product is annotated as NACHT and WD repeat domain containing 1. Gene Ontology annotation, molecular function: protein binding. The transcript is spliced from 19 exons. The record is from RefSeq and is a predicted model, not a curated record. Bases 47 to 4741 code for a protein of 1564 amino acids. NCBI's taxonomy places the organism in Eukaryota, Metazoa, Chordata, Mammalia, Rodentia, Heteromyidae.